CCAUUUUGGAGGAAAGUUUGGAAUUUGUAGCCUAGACCUGGGGAGGUGGAGGAGGAGGAGGGAGGCAGAAGAGGAAGAAAAAGAGCAGGAUUAAAGAGGAAGUAGAAGGAAAAGAGAGGAGGGAUUUAUACGCUCAGAGAAGUUUGACACGAAUGCAGCCUGUGCUGGGAAUAAUACACAUAGGCUAUAAAGUGUGCGUGCCAGUGCGGGUUAAAUCAGUCUGUGCUUGGCACGGCUUGAGUUUAGGUGUGCCACCACCAUGCAGGCUGGACUUUGAAGUUGUUUUCUUAUAUCUGGAAUAAGCAUCACAGCCUGCACAGAAGCAGCACUGCAUGCACCGCCUGGCACUCAGCCGGCACGGAAACUGAGUGUUUUUCACAUGGAGUUUGGCACACGGAAGGUCCCAGUUGGAGAAAUCUAGAUUUUCCACUUUUGUGUCGCCACCCGCGGUCAGCCUGCGCGGUGCACGCCGGGGCAGGGAGCCUCUCUGGCGGGGAAGUACAGAACGGAGAGUCGGUAACGCACCGGAGCUUUUUUUUUUUUCUUCUCUGGACCCUACUCGCUUUCUGUGUUAUUACUUUUAACCGGGGCUCCUGUCUGUGUUUGUAUAAGUAUAAUCGGUGUUGUUAUUGCCGGUGGACGUGUCAGUUUCCCCUGACAGUUAACCGUUAGUUAACGUUAGUUUGUCGGAGGGGAACUUAGUGUCGUCGUGGAGAUAUUUUCUUCGGACUUGGAGCGGUGACAGCGGCUUCAACUGGCGGAAUAAUCGAUACUAGACUGUAGUCCUGUGUGUGUGUGUGAGGACUCGGAGUGUAUGUGUCUAACACAGAAGUAGCUCCAAACCGAGCCGAGCCGAGCCAGACGCUACCAUGCCAGUCAGAAAGAAAGAUGCACAGCGAGCGCUGCUGCUGCUGGAGGAGUACCGGGCCAAGCUGCACCACGCCGAGGACCGGCAGCUCCGACACUCCAUCCAGAGGGUCAUCGACAUCUUCCAGAGCAACCUCUUCCAGGCUCUCAUAGAUAUCCAGGAAUUUUAUGAAGUGACCUUAUUGGACAGUCAGAGAUGGGUGGAGUCUUCCAAGGCGGCGGACCCCAUGGCGCCCGUCCACCUGUGGGACUUCUCCAGCCUUCAAAGCACAACGGUGACCUCGGACACUCUGCCCAGCCUUAGCACCAGCAUCGAGGACUCCCCCCUCCUUAAUGAAAUCCUGCACACGUUGGCGCAGGCCAAACGCCCGCCCGGCCCUGACGGACAAAAGUACAGGCACAACGAUGAGGACUCGUCCCCUCAGGACCAGAGCUCUCCCCAGCUGACGGAGGAGGUGGGGGGGCCGGAGCUGGUCCAGGUAGCCGAGAAGAACCUUUCCCAGAUCGAGAAUGUGCACGGAUACGUCACGCACGCCCACAUCUCGCCCAUGAAGGUAGCAUCUCUGGAGUGCAUCUUUGACGGUUCCUCAGCAUUAGGACAGCAGCACCUCCCGGAGCUCCCCUCCCCUACAUCCUCCACCCUCUAUACCCACGGCGAGGACAGCCCCCUCCCCUCCUGCUCCUCCAACCCUUACCCCCCAAUCCAGGCCAACCCCGCUCCUGUGGUGGUCAACACCGACAGCCUGGACACGCCUCCAUAUGUAAACGGGACGGAGGCUGAUUAUGAGUACGAGGAGAUCACGCUGGAGAGGGGGAAUUCAGGGCUGGGCUUCAGCAUUGCCGGCGGCACAGACAACCCCCACAUCGGCGAAGACCCGAGCAUCUUCAUCACCAAAGUCAUACCUGGAGGAGCCGCGGCUCAGGACGGACGGCUCAGGGUCAACGAUGUCAUCCUCAGAGUUAACGAGGCGGACGUUCGCGACGUGACCCACAGCCGAGCAGUGGAGGCGCUGAAGGAGGCCGGCUCGCUGGUCCGACUCUACGUCCGCCGGAGGAAACCCGUCUCCGAGAAAGUGAUGGAGAUCAAACUGGUGAAAGGACCCAAAGGUCUUGGCUUCAGUAUAGCAGGCGGAGUUGGGAACCAGCACAUCCCGGGUGACAACAGCAUCUAUGUCACCAAGAUCAUAGAGGGAGGAGCUGCACAUAAAGAUGGGAGGCUGCAGAUCGGAGACAAACUGCUGGCUGUGAACAACGCUUGCCUGGAGGAGGUGACUCACGAACACGCCGUCACUGCCUUGAAAAACACUCCUGACGUGGUCUACUUGAAAGUGGCUAAACCCAACAGUGUCUUCAUGAACGACAGCUUCGCCCCGCCCGACCUCACCAACUCGUACUCCCAGCACAUGGAGAACCAUAUCAGCCCCCCCUCCUUCUUGGGUCAGCCUCUCCCCCCGCCAGCGUCCUCAGGACGCUACUCCCCGACCCCGAAGAGCAUGCUGGGAGACGAUGACGUCACCCGGGAGCCGAGGAAGGUGGUGCUGCACAGAGGAGCGACGGGCCUGGGCUUCAACAUCGUGGGCGGGGAGGACGGAGAGGGCAUCUUCAUCUCCUUCAUCCUCGCCGGAGGCCCGGCCGACCUCUGUGGCGAGCUGAGGAAAGGAGACCGACUCGUCUCUGUGAACGGGGUGGACCUCCGUAACGCCACCCACGAGCAGGCAGCCGCCGCCCUGAAGAACGCCGGGCAGACGGUGACCAUCAUCGCCCACUACAGACCAGAGGAGUACAGUCGGUUCGAGGCCAAGAUCCACGACCUGAGAGAGCAGAUGAUGAACAGCAGCAUCAGCUCAGGGUCAGGAUCUCUGCGGACGAGUCAGAAGAGAUCGCUCUACGUCAGAGCUCUGUUUGACUACGAUAAGACCAGAGACUCGGGUCUGCCCAGUCAGGGACUCAACUUCAAGUUCGGAGACAUCCUCCAUGUGGUGAAUGCCUCGGACGACGAGUGGUGGCAGGCCAGACAGCUGACGUCCCAGGGGGAGGCAGAGGAGGUGGGGGUGAUCCCCAGCAAGAGACGGGUGGAGAAGAAGGAGAGAGCGAGAUUAAAGACGGUCAAGUUCAACGCCAAGUCUCGAGACAGAGGGCAGUCUCUCAAUGACAAGCGUAAAAAGAACCUCUUUUCCCGAAAGUUUCCGUUCUACAAGAGCAAAGAUGCGAGCGAGCAGGAGACCAGCGAUAUCGACCAACACGUCACGUCUAAUGCCAGCGAUAGUGAAAGUAGCUACCGUGGACAGGAGGAGUACGUCCUGUCGUAUGAACCCGUUACUCAACAGGAAGUGAACUACACCCGUCCCGUCAUCGUUCUCGGGCCCAUGAAGGAUCGGAUCAACGACGACCUGAUCUCCGAGUUCCCCGACAAGUUCGGAUCCUGCGUCCCUCAUACGACUCGGCCGAAGCGGGACUACGAGGUGGACGGCAGAGACUACCACUUUGUGGUUUCCAGAGAGCAGAUGGAGAAGGACAUCCAGGACCAUAAGUUCAUCGAGGCGGGACAGUACAACAACCACCUGUAUGGAACCAGCGUGCAGUCGGUCCGACAGGUGGCCGAGAAGGGUAAACACUGUAUCCUGGACGUGUCAGGGAACGCCAUCAAGAGACUCCAGCUGGCUCAGCUUCAUCCCAUCGCCGUCUUCAUCAAACCCAAAUCUGUGGAGAACAUCAUGGAGAUGAACAAGCGUUUGACGGAGGAGCAGGGCAGGAAAACCUUCGACAGAGCCACCAAGCUGGAGCAGGAGUUCACCGAGCAUUUCACAGCCGUCGUCCAGGGCGACACGCUGGAGGAGAUCUACGAGCAGGUGAAGCAGAUCAUCGAGGAGCAGUCGGGGCCGUUCAUCUGGGUCCAGUCCAAGGAGAAGUUAUGAGGAUCAAAACUCUGUCCUCUCUUUUAGAUUCACCCGCUUUUAUUUUGAAAAA
Sander lucioperca (pikeperch) is the source of this 3834-nucleotide messenger RNA. RefSeq names its product discs large homolog 1-like protein. Gene Ontology annotation, cellular component: neuromuscular junction; postsynaptic density membrane; neuron projection. The transcript has 26 exons. The record is from RefSeq and is a predicted model, not a curated record. NCBI's taxonomy places the organism in Eukaryota, Metazoa, Chordata, Actinopteri, Perciformes, Percidae. The coding region runs from base 870 to 3782 and encodes 970 amino acids. Gene Ontology annotation, biological process: neurotransmitter receptor localization to postsynaptic specialization membrane; chemical synaptic transmission. Gene Ontology annotation, molecular function: kinase binding.